This is a messenger RNA of Paraglomus occultum, 357 nucleotides long. Lineage: Eukaryota; Fungi; Glomeromycota; Glomeromycetes; Paraglomerales; Paraglomeraceae. The record is from the annotation of a GenBank genome assembly.
UUCAUGGUCAGAGACGAAAUACACGAAUAUUUCGAGAGGAAGUCCUCCGAAUGGAAUAUUGUAGACUUUUUGGAAGAAUGUGAUCGGAGUUCAUUUUCGUUAAGAGACAAGAUAGGGAAAUACAUAUCGUCGCUCGAGACGAUCGUUACUACUACUGAGACGACUGAUCGAAGACAUGAGCGAGCACAGCAGCUGCUCAAGAAUUAUAUACAGGCGAGUAUAAUGAUUUUUAAUGAAAAGUAUAUGAAAAGAAUUUGGUGGCGUGACAAAGGACCUUCCAAGCUCCUCGUGUCAUUAAAGUCUUCUAAGCCGAGCCACGAAGCCAGUGGCACGGAUGACCUUCUAAGCUCGUCCGAU